This is a messenger RNA of Kwoniella mangroviensis CBS 8507, 1050 nucleotides long. RefSeq lists its product as uncharacterized. The transcript has 2 exons. NCBI's taxonomy places the organism in Eukaryota, Fungi, Basidiomycota, Tremellomycetes, Tremellales, Cryptococcaceae. The record is from RefSeq and is a predicted model, not a curated record. Bases 1 to 1050 code for a protein of 349 amino acids.
AUGCUAGCUCCGCCCCAGAGGCACAAACGACCUCGAUCACCUUCACCUCCUCCCCUUCAACUUUCAUCGCCCGACCUGACCUCACCAUUGGACGUACUGCUGAAACGAAGAAGAAGGGAUGAACGGUCAUUCUCAAGUCCCAACGACCAUCAUCAAUACCAUCAACACAAUCAAAACCAUGACUACUUCGAUCUACACCCUACAACGGAUAACGCUGACCAACCGCAUGCGGAAAGUAGUACUUCAGCUUUGAAGAGGUCAAUGAAAGGUGUAGAAAGACGACGAACGAAACAAUGGGAAAAGCAGAACGCUCCUUCUGCUUCUGCUUCACAACCUACUCCACCACCUACAUUCCACAAUCAUGCUAUGACACCCAAUCAAAGGAAUUACCGUUCACAGCCUGAUCCCCUAAUGUCUUCUUCACCCAUUAGGAAUGUAUACCCUUCAAGUUCACCUUUCAGAGCGAAAGACGAAGAACUCAUAUGGCAAACGCCUACGAACGUACAUUCAAAUGCUAGUGGAGAACAGUAUGCUAUGGCAGGAACGGAGGAAGAAGGGGAGGAUGGAGAGAUGAAAAUGAUGGAUGAAGAUGAGAUGAAGAGACAGUGGGGCGAAGCUUAUCAGAAACAAAAUUGGUUGUUGCGUAAUUUGCACCUCGCCAAGAUCCAAUCGCAAUCACAAUCACAACACCCCAUCCCAACUCAUCAUCAACAUUCACAUCCCUCUCAUACACCUCUGCACAAUACAGACUCCACGUCCAGCACUUCGACAUACAUCAAUGAGCCAACUCUCGUCUCUCCUCAUCCUUCAUACCGAAAUCAACCUUCCUACCCUGAUUCAUCCCCUUUCAACUCACACCAUCCGUCUGUUGAGCUCCAUUCGCCCUCUCACGUACAUGAUGGCGAUGAAGAUAUGGAAGUCCUAGAUACGGACAACGCUGAUCCUCUUCAUUUGCGAGAGAUAGAGGAUGAGGUGGUGAGAAAGAGAUACGAAGAGACGAAUAGGCUUUUAGGGGAGUUGGCUGUCGUCAGGCAGAGGAGAUGGGGUUGA